UUGCACCACCGAAUAACCCACAACUCAUCCAGCUGUGCUGUGUACCACGAGCUAGAGACUAUCAUCCUUUCUAAAGGAAACCUCUGCAUAGUAAUCUUUGCACAAAGCCUGUUUGCACGUUUAUGUAACAAACAGGAUCGGUCGACGAAAGGUUUGGAUGUGCGUGAUUUGUGAAAAUAGGGAAGUGGCGCUGGCUAAUUAUACACACAAUGGGCUAGCCCAGCCACCUGUUACUUUCAUCUCAUCACCUUCGAGCUGAUCAUCAAUGUUGAACUUCCUUCAAACUUGACAACAGAACUCGUAGCAGGUCCUCUUUUGGAUCUCUUGUGAACAAUGUUCUUCUAUCCCAUGUGUGUGACACUGCUGGUCCUGUGGUGUGGCGUCUCCAUAUCAACAGCUCGCGUUUCUUACCCAAAAACUCUGCCAUGUGAUGUUGUGGAGGACAGAAACGGCAGUGUGACGGUCGACUGCACUGAGAGAAGCCUCACAGAUAUCCCCCCAGGCAUCCCAAGAGACACAACCAAUCUGACGCUCACCAUCAACCACAUUCCUCAGUUAAACUCCACCUCUUUCAUCGGUCUGGAGAACCUGAAGGAAAUUGACAUGAGGUGCAACUGCGUGCCCAUCAAAAUCGGGCCCAAGGACCGCAUGUGCACUAAGAGUGUGAUAAUAAGGGAAAACACCUUCACCAGCUUGAGGAACCUGCGAGCACUGUAUCUAGAUGGCAAUCAGCUCUACACGAUACCGAAAGGCCUCCCUCAAAACCUGAUCCUGCUGAGUUUGGAAGUGAAUCACAUUUACAAUAUUUCUAAAGUAAACCUCACUGAGAUUAGAAAUAUUGAGAUGCUGUACCUCAGUCAAAACUGUUAUUACCGUAACCCAUGUAAUACUUCCUAUGCUAUAGAGGACGGUGCAUUUUUACAGCUGACCAAUUUGACAUUGCUGUGUCUUAAGUCAAAUAACUUAUCCUUUAUUCCACAUCAACUGCCCACAAGUCUGAAGGAGUUGUACCUCUACAACAACAACAUUAAAGUAGUCACUGAUGAGGAUUUCAAAAACCUGACUCACCUCGAGAUUCUAGAUAUUAGCGGAAACUGUCCACGAUGCUACAACGCUCCAUUCCCAUGCGAUCCGUGCCCAAAUAAUUCCCCACUUAAUAUCAGCAAGACGGCUUUUAAAAUGUUGACCAGACUAAAGACGCUGCGCCUGCACAGCAACUCGCUGACGUGUGUGCAGUCGGAGUGGUUCGCCAGCACAACAGAGCUGAGAGAGCUCGACCUCUCGUCUAACUUUCUAGCAAGGGCGAUAGGAGUCACCGACUUCCCACAAUUCCUGGGCAAACUGGAAGAAUUGGACCUUUCGUUUAACUAUGAGCUACAGAAGUACCCUGAAACACUGAAGCUGAGCUGCAGUUUCUCCUCCCUCAAAUCCCUUCGCGUUCUCAGACUGAAGGGCUUUGUGUUUCAGCAGCUGCAGCCAGAGAGCAUUGCUCCUUUAAAACCUCUCACAAACUUGGAGGUUUUAGAUCUCGGUACAAACUUUAUUAAAAUGACAAACCUCAGUAUUCUGAUGGAGCUAAAAAGCUUUAAAAUAAUCAGUCUGUCUGACAACAAGAUAUCUUCCCCCUCUGACGGCCUAGAUGGAGUCGGUUUUUCUGGGGGGGAGCCCUUGUCCUGGUCUCCCAUGUCGGCUGCAGCUCAGUACCAAAAUGAGGAAGUGAGAGAGAUGCAUUACUUCAGAUAUGAUGAAUAUGCACGCAGCUGCAAAUACAAAGAUAAGGAACUUGGAACGAUUACAUCCUUUGUCAACAAGAAUUGCAGUCAGUUCGGCAAAACCCUGGAUGUGAGCAGGAACAACAUAUUCUUCUUGCAUUCAAGAUUUUUAAAUCUCGGAGAGCUGCGAUGCCUCAAUCUGUCUGGUAAUGCAAUGAGCCAAAGUCUGAACGGCUCUGAAUUUACAUAUCUGACUAAUUUACAAUAUCUGGACUUCUCCUCUAACCGCCUGGAUCUGCUCUACUCCACUGCGUUUCAAGAGCUGAAAAGUCUGGUCAUCUUGGAUAUAAGUUACAACAACCAUUACUUUGAGUCAGAGGGCUUGACUCACAUGCUCAAUUUUACUAGGAAUUUGAAAAAUCUCAAGAUAUUGCUCAUGAACCACAACCAGAUCUCUACUUCCACUAACACAGAGCUGGAGAGUCAAUCUCUAGAGAGGUUAGAGUUCAGAGAUAACCGGUUAGAUAUGUUGUGGAGAGACGGGGACACCAGAUACGUCAAUUAUUUCAAGAACCUACUCAAUCUCACUGUCCUCGACAUCUCUGCUAAUAACCUCAAUUUCAUUCCACCGGAAGUGUUCAGCGGCUUGCCAGACAAACUAUCUGAGCUCUACAUCAAAAACAACAAACUAAAAGAUGAAUCCUUAAAUUGGGAGAAACUACAGCUUCUACAAUCUUUGGAAGUCUUAGAUCUCAGUGGAAACAGUCUGACUACUGUUCCACCUAUGCUGUCAAUCUGUACCAAAUCUCUGAAGAAGCUCCUUUUACAUAAAAAUCAAAUCCUAAAACUCACACCAGAUUUCCUCAAGGAUGCCUACAACUUAAAAUACCUGGAUCUGAGUUACAAUCACAUACAGCACAUCGAGAAAUCCAGCUUUCCGGAUGAUGUCGUCGAGAAGAUGGACAUGCUGCUUCUGCACAAAAACAGAUUCCUGUGCACUUGCAACGCCACUUGGUUUGUCACAUGGCUCAACAGGACCACAGUGACCAUCCCCAGACUGGCCACGGAUGUUACAUGCGCCAGCCCAGGGGCACAGCGAGGUCAUGCUGUGAUCUCAGUGGACCUGCUGGCCUGCCAGCACAGCUACCUGUCAAUCAUCCUCUACACCCUGAUGACUUCCCUCGUCCUCAGCUUCCUCACGCUGUCAAUCUCCAGCCAUCUCUUCCUGUGGGACGUGUGGUACAUCUACCACUUCUGCAGGGCAAAGCUCAAAGGUUACAGCCGCCUGUACUCCCAAAGCUCUGCCUAUGAUGCCUUUGUGAUAUAUGACAAGGAGGACUCGGCGGUGACCGAGUGGGUGAUGAAGGAAAUGUGCGCUCAUCUGGAGGAACACGGAGACCGUCGCCUGACGCUCUGUCUGGAGGAACGGGACUGGAUGCCCGGAUGCCCCCUGAUCGACAACCUCUCCCAGAGCAUCCACAACAGCAAGAGGACGGUGUUUAUUCUCACCAGCAAGUACAUCAAAAGUGGCAACUUCAAGACGGCUUUUUACAUGGCCCACCAAAGGCUGAUGGAUGAGAGAAAUGACGUCAUCGUGCUGAUCUUCUUGGAGAGAGUGUCUUGCAAUUCGAGGUACCUGAGAUUAAGGAAGAGACUGUAUAAGCGGUCUGUGCUGGAGUGGCCAACGAACCCGCAAGCUCAGCUGUACUUCUGGUUCAGCCUGAGAAGUGUUUUAGCAACUGAAAGUCACAAACAAUACAACAAUCUGUUUAAAGAGACUCUGUAAAAAAACCAAACAAUAUACUGUGAUACUUAGU
Cyclopterus lumpus (lumpfish) is the source of this 3529-nucleotide messenger RNA. It is a transcript of the gene tlr7, whose product is annotated as toll-like receptor 7. Gene Ontology annotation, cellular component: plasma membrane. Gene Ontology annotation, molecular function: pattern recognition receptor activity; protein binding. The coding region runs from base 334 to 3498 and encodes 1054 amino acids. Gene Ontology annotation, biological process: canonical NF-kappaB signal transduction; toll-like receptor signaling pathway; positive regulation of interleukin-6 production. NCBI's taxonomy places the organism in Eukaryota, Metazoa, Chordata, Actinopteri, Perciformes, Cyclopteridae. The transcript is spliced from 2 exons. The record is from RefSeq and is a predicted model, not a curated record.